AUGGCAGACGACCCUUGGGACGACUGGGAGGCAGCUGCCGACGCCGGUCUAGAGCCAAAACCUGUUGGGACGCUCGAUGACCACGAAAAAAAUAAACAAAUAUGGCAAGAAGCGUACGCAAAAAAGUUCUUUAACCCCAUUUUUAUAUUUUGUUUUCAAGUUGAUUUAAGUUGUCUUUCAAUUGAUAGAAAUUCUUACGUGCAACCAGAAAUUACUCGAACAGAUUCAACCCGAACAGAAUACGUGCCACAACUUCGAAUUUUAAAACGUCCCAAGAAUCCUGGAUCUACAACCACUACACAUCCUUCUCAUUUACCGAUAUCACUAAAUUCUAAUGCCACUCUCACCAGUGAUUCUGGCAGUUUUUCGAUAAAUUCAAAGCAAAUCAAAUCACUCGCUGAUCGCGAAGCAGAAUAUUUCGCUGCAAGACAAAAAAUCUUUGGACAUACAGAUGAUGAAAAUAAUAACGGAAAUAAGGAUAGUGGAAUCACUGGCGAUGGUGGUGAAUGUAAAACUCAAAAGGGAAGGGUAAUCGAAGAUAGUAAAGAGGAUACUAUUAUAUUGAUAGAAAAGAUACAAGAGGCAGCUAAGUGA
Molecule: messenger RNA, 594 nt
Organism: Racocetra fulgida
Lineage: Eukaryota; Fungi; Glomeromycota; Glomeromycetes; Diversisporales; Gigasporaceae
Source: the annotation of a GenBank genome assembly